GUUCAAAAUAGGACUAAAUAAAGUGCCUUCUACUUUAUUCUCUGAGUGUUCCUCACGUCUCAUUUCGAGACUAGUCUUAUCUUGAACGGAUCUUUGCUUCCCUCGCUCCCUCUCCGAGUCCACUUCGGACUUUACCCUUGCCUUCCCUGAGCUCACUUCGAGCUCACUUUCUCUUUUGCCGUUGAGUCCCCUUUGGACUCUAACAUCGGGUCACCAAGCGCAUCACCCGCUCGAUGAGCACCCGGGCUGCCAAGCGCCAGCGUCUCCAUGAGCAGCUGGUCUCCUUGGGAAUCGAAGAAACCUUUUCUGUCCUCCUGGCCGUCCUCUCGGUCCCCGAGCUGAUCGAGAUGCUCACUGUCUGCAGUCUCGUGAAGCUCAAGGCAACUUCCAGCGACGUGAGGACGCUGUUCUCGACCAAGACUGUGGGGAUUCGUAUCUGGGCCGAGUGGUUCGACAAGCAGUACGACACCAGGCUCCUCCCCGAAGACUGUGUCCAAAUGGUCAAGUAUUUCCCGGCUGGACCGUUCCCUUCGACGUCAAGUGGUUCAAGACCAUACCGAGAUCCGUGGUUUCAGCCGAGUUCGUCAGAGUCGUCACUCGUUUCCGCCAAGAGAACCCCGAAUUUCAGAUCUUGCAGCGACUCAUCGAGGCUGAGCACAUCCCCACUGCGAUGUGGUUUGUCAAGCGCAUGAUCUGGAAUGGCGAAAUCCUCAGCAAAUGCCUUUCCGUCUUGAACAACAUAUC
This is a messenger RNA of Polychytrium aggregatum, 744 nucleotides long. RefSeq lists its product as uncharacterized. Bases 234 to 692 code for a protein of 152 amino acids. Lineage: Eukaryota; Fungi; Chytridiomycota; Chytridiomycetes; Polychytriales. The record is from RefSeq and is a predicted model, not a curated record. The transcript has a single exon.